AUGGCUGGUAAAUACUGGGUCUAUGAGUUUAUUAAACGACAUUCUGAAGUGCAUAAUCAACAAAGUUCAACACUACAUAGCCAACGAAACAAGGAAGCUGCAGCUGAAAUUAACAAAGCCAAUGAAGAAUUACACGCACUUUUAGAUUCGAUGGACAAAAUAGAAGAAUUUCAGUCUUAUAUUUCUUUAAUUGAUAUAAGCCCAUUACCAAAGGCGAUACACAUUCAGACUCGACGCCAAAAUCCUAGCAUGUCGGAAAUGAUCAUCAAUAGUCCUUUGGACAUGAAAACCAAAAGCAAUCCAAAGAAGAAAUAUAAUAUUAAGAAAGAUAAGGCUACAGAUAAAUCUUUGAAACAAGAAUACUAUUUUGUCCAUUAUAUCGAGAAAAGUACGGAGAUACGGCUAAAGUGUGGAUUGAGUGCACAGUUUGUAAAUCUUGGUGGCACGAAGCCUGUACCAGUUACGAGAGUGGCAUAUUUACUUAUGAUAUAUGUGCAAUGGGUUAAGUUUCUGUUGUGCGUACACUUUGUCGUUGUUGCGUACACUUAA
Molecule: messenger RNA, 549 nt
Organism: Acanthoscelides obtectus
Lineage: Eukaryota; Metazoa; Arthropoda; Insecta; Coleoptera; Chrysomelidae
Source: the annotation of a GenBank genome assembly